AUGCCCUCGGGCUGUGGGUGUGCACCAGGCGGCAUGCGCUGCAGGGUUCACCCCGCGCUGCUGCUGCUCCUCGCGCUCCUGAUGCUGGUCAGCACUGUCAACAGCACCCGACAAGAAAACGAUGAUCUUACUAAUCAAACAAAGGGAGACAGCCGGCUUCUACGGCGAUCCAAGAGAAGAUGGGUUAUUACCACCUUGGAGCUGGAGGAGGAAGACCCAGGACCCUUCCCCAAAUUUGUGGGUGAGCUGUUCAAUAAUAUGUCCGCUAACAUGGAAAUAAUAUAUUUAAUCAGAGGACCUGGUGUGGAUGAAUAUCCAGAGAUUGGUUUGUUUUCUAUAGAAGAUAAUGUGAAUGGGAAAAUAUAUGUUCACCGCCCUGUUGAUCGAGAGAAAACACCGUUUUUUAAGGUUUAUUUUGAUGUUGCCAACCGCUUAACAGGACACAUCGUGGAUAAAUCCUUGAUUAUCAACAUCAGGAUCAAUGAUGUGAAUGAUCACGCUCCUGAAUUCCCUGAGAAGGAAUUUAACAUCAGUGUGAAGGAGGACCAUGCCGCAGGUGCGCAAGGUCAACCUGUUUUUCAGAUGUUAGCAGUGGAUCUGGAUCAAGAAAAUACUCCAAACUCUCAAGUGCUUUACUUCCUUGUUUCUCAAACACCGGUACUGAGAGAGAGUGGUUUCCGGAUUGACCGUGUUAGUGGAGAAGUGCGACUGUCAGGAUGCUUAGAUUAUGAGAUGGCACCUCGGUUUACACUACUCAUUGGAGCGAGGGAUUAUGGCCACCCGCCGCUCUCAUCCACAGCCACCGUCCAUGUGCACGUGCAAGACAGCAACAACCACAUGCCCAGGUUCACGCAGGACCACUAUAACAUUCAGAUUUCGGAAGGCUGGGCCAACCAGGGUGUGUUACGUCUCGGGGUUCAAGAUGGUGAUUCACCAUCUACAGCAGCGUGGAGAGUGAAGUUCAACAUAACGAACGGCAACGAAGAGGGACAUUUUGACAUUUCGACGGAUCCUGAGACCAAUGAAGGGAUUUUAAAUGUUAUCAAGCCUUUGGACCAUGAGACUCAGCCAGCGUGGAGCCUGGUCGUGGUCGUGGAGAACGAAGAGCCGCUCUUCUCCUGCGAAGGGGGGCAGCUGCGGAGGCCCCAACAGGCCUCGGCCAGCGCCACCGUGAGUGUGCGGGUGACCAAUGCCAACGACCCGCCCACCUUCCACCCGGGGACCUUCAUCGUCAGUGAGGUCGAUGGCGCAGGGCCGGGGACUCAGCUGGGAAUGUUCAACGCUACAGAUCCAGAUCGAACCGCCGGCCAGAUAAGAUACAAACUGGCUUAUGAUCCCGCAAACUGGGUCAGCAUCGAUGAGCGCUCUGGGGUGGUCAUCACUGUGAAGCCGGUUGACCGCGAAUCUCCUCAUGUCAAUGACAGCAUUUACGUAAUCAUCGCUCAUGCUGUAGAUGAUGCCCUGCUGGGAUAUCCUCCUCCCCACCCAGGUGUCCCUCCGCAGACUGGAACGGGGACCAUGCUGCUCUUCCUGUCAGACGUCAACGACAACGCUCCCAUGCUCCGCCCGAGUUCUCAGCACCUGGAGGUCUGUCAGUCUGCGGGAGACAAACCCCUCCUCAUCGAGGCGGAGGACAGCGACCUAGAGCCCUACUCCAACCCAUUCACUUUCAAACUGGACAACACGUGGGGAGACACAGAAGACGUGUGGAGACUGGGGGAAAACAAGGGUUAUUCAGUGGAACUUCUAAUGCAGAGAACCCUUCCACUUGGUGACUACUCUGUGCCGCUUCUCAUCGGAGACAAACAGGGACUUUCCCAGAAGCAGACUGUCCACGUGAGGGUCUGCUCCUGUCCCGAUGGAUUCACCUGUGCGGAGCCCCUCGUCGCGAGAGCUGGGGUCCUGCCGGGCACCCUGGUCCCUCUCUGUGUAGCGUUCCUGGCUCUGGCAGCUGCUCUGCUCCUCCUGCUGCGAUGCCACCUUGUGUCUGAAGCCAAGAGGCAGGGUUGCUCCGUGCCACAGGAUGAGGGGAUCCAGACCCUGAUCGCGUGGAACGAGGAGAGCAGAGCCGAUCCUCCCCAGGGAAGAUCAUACCUCAGGGAUCACAUGCCAGCCCUGUCCAUCAGCCCAGCCGAGGCGGGCGCCAAGCUGGGAGCUAAGGGUCAUGGCGUGUUUUUUGAGCCAAGUGUGAGAAACAAAUACUCUACUCCUGUUUGGCUUGAUACCGCGGUGCCCAGAGGACCCCUGGAAAUGAGAGCAGGAGUGAUGGCGGAGGUGCUGAGUCAGCAGCUCUGUGGCACCCACGACCCCAAGGGUGAUCUUGGCUACCCACCUCACGUCUAUGCAGAGGAGGGCGAGUGUGAGCAAGCAGACAGCCUCAGUUCUCUCACCUUCUCUGAACAUGACCUACCGCCUGACUUGCUGGACUCUUUGGGGCCAAAGGCUGCUCCACUAGAAGAAAUAUAUUCUGAGUCAGCUUUUCGUUCCUAA
Molecule: messenger RNA, 2490 nt
Organism: Budorcas taxicolor (takin)
Lineage: Eukaryota; Metazoa; Chordata; Mammalia; Artiodactyla; Bovidae
Gene: CDH26
Product: cadherin 26
Exons: 17
Coding region: 1-2490 (829 amino acids)
Biological process (GO): cell morphogenesis; cell-cell junction assembly; calcium-dependent cell-cell adhesion
Cellular component (GO): adherens junction; catenin complex; plasma membrane
Molecular function (GO): calcium ion binding; cadherin binding
Source: RefSeq, a predicted model, not a curated record